AGAUGGCCUCAGGCCUGCAAGACGGCAGCCUGGCGUCAGUUCGACGAGGACGUCGACAAGGUGCUAGAAGCAACUGCGACGGGAGAUGUGGACCGAAGGCUGCGGACGCUGACGACAAUCAUCAUCAGCCUAGCUGUGGAAAGGUUUGGAGAAGUGGAGAAGAAGCCGGCCAGAACACCUUUCACCAUGAACCAACGAGCAACGAAGAUCCACAAGAUCCGGCAGGAGCUGAAGUCCCUCAAGAAGCAGUAUAAAGAGGCCAGGGAAGAGCAACGUCCCCCCUUGGCUGAGCUGCGAACCAUCCUGAGGAAGAAGCUGAUGACCCUCCAUAGAGCUGAAUGGCACCGAAGACGCCGGAAGGAAAGAGCCAGGAAGCGAGCAUCCUUCAUAGCCAACCCCUUCGGCUUCACCAAACAACUACUCGGGCAGAAGCGCAGUGGGAGUUUGGCUUGCUCUAAGGAGGAGAUCGACCGGCACAUCCAGACGACCUACAGUGACCCCGUCAGGCAGCAGGAGCUGGGCCAGUGCAACAUCCUGAUAAAACCACCUCCACCCAUCAAGGAGUUUGAUAGUAGAGAGCCACUCCUGAAAGAGGUCCAGGACGUUGUGAAGAGAGCAAGAGCUGGCUCAGCCCCUGGCCCGAGCGGAGUCCCCUACAGGGUCUACAAGAACUGCCCCUUGUUACUGAAACGGCUGUGGAAGAUCCUGAAAGUCAUCUGGAGGAGAGGAAAAGUGGCGCAGCAGUGGCGAUUCGCUGAAGGAGUCUGGAUCCCAAAGGAGGAAGAUUCCAAGAAGAUCGAUCAGUUCAGAAUCAUCUCCUUGCUAAGCGUUGAAGGCAAGAUUUUCUUCAGCAUAGUGGCGAGGCGGCUGACCAACUUCCUCUCCAGCAAUGGUUACAUCGACAGCUCAGUGCAAAAGGGAGGCUUAUCUGGAGUGCCGGGGUGUCUAGAACACACGGGAGUGGUGACCCAGCUCAUCAGAGAAGCCAGGGAGAACAAGGGUGACCUGACAGUGCUCUGGCUUGACCUGGCCAACGCCUACGGCUCCAUCCCGCACAAGCUGAUCCAGACAGUCAUGGCCAAGCAUCAUGUGCCGGGCCAAGUGGCAGAUCUCAUCCUGGACUAUUACAACCAGUUCAGCAUGAGAGUCUCAUCAGGGUCAGUAACAUCAGAGUGGCACAGACUAGAGGCUGGGAUCAUCACAGGCUGUACCAUCUCUGUGAUCCUUGUUGCCUUGGCGAUUAACAUGAUUGUCAAGUCUGCUGAGCCAGAGUGCCGGGGCCCUCGGACGAAGUCAGGAAUAUGCCAACCACCAAUCAGAGCCUUCAUGGACGACCUGACUGUCACCACUGAGUCAGUGCCAGGAAGCAGGUGGAUCUUGCAGGGGUUGGAGAAACUGAUUGGAUGGGCAAGAAUGAGGUUUAAGCCAGGAAAAUCAAGGUCACUGGUGCUGAAGAAGGGCAAAGUCAUGGACAGGUUCCGCUUCAGCAUCGAAGGGUCACCAAUCCCAACUGUCUCCGAAAAGCCAGUGAAGAGUCUUGGCAAGGUGUUUAACAGCAGCCUGAAGGAUACAGCAUCUGUCCAGGCAACCUGUCAGGAGCUGGAGAACUGGUUGAGAGCAGUGGACCAGUCGGGGCUUCCCGGCAAGUUCAAGGCAUGGAUUUACCAGCAUGGUAUCCUGCCAAGGAUACUCUGGCCACUGCUUGUCUACGAAGUCCCAAUAUCCAUCGUAGAGAGAUUGGAGAGGAAAGUCAGCAGCUUUCUCAGAAGGUGGCUGGGACUGCCCAGGAGCCUUAGCAGCAUCGCCCUUUACGGAAAUAACACCAAGCUCCAGCUGCCCCUGAAGUCCCUGGAGGAGGAGUUCAAGGUGACUCGGGCCAGAGAGGUGAUGAUGUACAGGGACUCCAGCGACCCCAAGGUGGCUCAAGCAGGGGUGGAGGUGAAAACUGGGAGGAAGUGGAGAGCCGGCGAAGCCGUGCUGCAAGCAGAGUCCCGGAUACACCACAGAGUCCUGGUGGGAGUGACUCGGGGAAGAGCUGGCCUGGGAAUCUUCCCAUCUCCCCAGUUUGACAAGGCCAAGGGGAAGGAGAGGCGCAGGCUGGUCCAGGAGGAAGUGAGGACAGUGGUGGAGGAGGAGAGGUGUACCAGAGCAGUUGGAUUGAGGCAGCAGGGAGCCUGGACAAGGUGGGAGCAGGCCAUGGACCGAAAAGUCACAUGGACUGAGCUCUGGCAAGCUGAACCACAGCGCAUCAAGUUCCUGGUCCAGGCAGUGUAUGAUGUCCUGCCCAGCCCAUCGAACCUCUUCAUAUCGGGCAAAGCGGAAUCUCCAGAUUGCCCACAUUGCUCAGGCAAGGGGACGUUGGAACACAUCCUGAGCUGUUGCCCAAAGUCUCUUAGGCAGGGCCGGUACACAUGGCGUCACGACCAGGUUCUCAAACCCAUUGCAGAAGCCAUCAGCAUGGGAAUCAGCAGCUGCAGACGAGAAUGCCCCACCACCCAGAUGAUCACCUUCGUGAAGGCCGGAGUGCAGCUGCCAAGAACCACAGCAGCCAGGAAUCAGUCAGGAAUCCUGGCAACUGCGCAGGACUGGCAGCUUUCCGUAGAACUGGUGAAACAGCUGAAGUUCCCCAUUGCCACGACCACCCUGAGGCCAGAUAUCCUCCUGGUCUCAGAGGCGACCAAAAACAUCGUCUUGUUGGAACUGACAGUGCCGUGGGAGGAUCGUCUGGAGGAGGCCCACGAGAGGAAGAUGACCAAGUACGAAGAGCUGGUCAUAGACUGCCGUAAGCAGGGCUGGAAGGCAAGGUGUAUGCCCAUCGAGGUUGGCUGCAGAGGUUUUGCAGGGCAAUCGUUCUACAAAGCCUUGAAUGCACUGGGCAUCAAUGGAGUGGCAAGGAGAAGGGCCAUCAAGAACACCACAGAGGCAGCGGAGAAGGCAUCAAGAUGGCUCUGGAUC
This is a messenger RNA of Amblyraja radiata (thorny skate), 2955 nucleotides long. RefSeq lists its product as uncharacterized. Lineage: Eukaryota; Metazoa; Chordata; Chondrichthyes; Rajiformes; Rajidae. The record is from RefSeq and is a predicted model, not a curated record.